Messenger RNA from Seminavis robusta, 894 nucleotides. NCBI's taxonomy places the organism in Eukaryota, Bacillariophyta, Bacillariophyceae, Naviculales, Naviculaceae. The record is from the annotation of a GenBank genome assembly.
GCUAGAUCAAAUGUGCUACCAGAUAAUUGUCUUUGAUGUCCCACCCAAGCCCCCUCAACCUGCAGCAGUUUGUUCCAAGCUACUAGCUAGCUAGCCAGUCAUAUUCGACUGGUAACACCCCCACACCCAUCGGAAACACACCAACCCCCUACUGGUAACAGUGAUCGGAUCUCGGGUAACUGACACCCAACUGCCGCCAACUCCCUGGGAGAAACCUGGAAUGCUGGGGAUUCCAGGUCCAAUUCCAAGUAGAGUGUCGUACAAUUGCUCUUCAAAUUGAACCAGACUUCCGGUUUCAGGGUAGUGCACUUCUAGCACUCCAGUGUGCUGCCGAAGAUUACAUGGUUGGCUUGUUUGAAGAUUGCAACCUCUGUGCUUUGCACGCAAAGAGAGUUACAAUUUUUACCUCUGACUUGAGGCUAACACUACAGAUCCGCGGUGAUUGGGCCAAGUGGACAUCCAACCUCAAGAAGGUACUAAACGAUGCAAGCAGUAGGAAUGCUAGGGUUGCAGCUGAGAAAGCUGCAAAGGCUGCAAGGAAAGCAGGCAUGAAAGCUGCCGCUGCUAGAGCCACGGAGGAAGCCCGCAGCAGGGCCAGGGCCACAGAGGAAGAGGAACAUGCUGCUAGGGCCAGGGCCCAAGAGGAAGAGGAAGCCCAGGAGGAAGAGGAACAGGCCAAUGCAGCAGAGGCUACAAAAAAGAGAGCUGAGGAGGAGGAAAUGGAAAUUGCAAGGAAACGUGCCGCCCGUAUGGAAAGGCGGGAGGCUUUGGAAAUGUCCAAAGCAAAGAAAGUUUAACACCCAGUUCAAGGGCCCAGUAUGUGUAGCAUGUGUAGCGAACCACAAGGACAACUUGGAAACCUAAUAUGUUAAAAGUGAAUUUUAAAAGUGAACC